GGCACCCCUGGAUGUUCUUCCAUUUUUUAAAUAGCUUCUUGUUCUUGUUUCUUGGAUGUAGUAACUUCUCUUACAGAUCUGGGGCUGUUAAUACAAAUUUGGGGGACUUCUCUGCAUAGUGUUCUUUUCUCCAAGUUGAUUUUUUCCCAAUUGUUUGUUUUUGACUUCCCACUUUCAUACUAGAGAUUUUUCUCAGGAGUCAUCUUGGACAUCUGCCCACUUGAGAAUAGACAGAGAAGCCCAUUGGAAGCUGGGCAUGUGGAUGGGUCUUUCUGACCUCUAUUGUCAUAAUGUGCUCUGCUGGUCUAUUUCACUGGGGGACCUCCUGAUAUCCUUGCUUUUAGGUCUUUCCCCCUGAGUGGGGUCAUUUUUCUGACAGGCUUUUUCAGUUUGCUGUCAAGAGAGUAAAAGCUGGCUGCCAGGCUUUGGGAGGCCAAGUAGGAAAUCAGGCUGGGGAGCGCAGCCCCCAAAACAGAUAUGGGCUACCCUCCCCAGCAGGAUCCUGGUGCGGUGGUGCCUGGUGGCCCCAGGACAGAGACCAGGUCCAGAGAAUAACGUCCUAACCUGACUGCCACUCCAUCCCCAAGGCCCUGGAACACCGCCUCCUAAUAUCUGACAAGUGUGGCCACUUCUCUCCAUAUGCACUGCCAUCACCCAUGGAAUGUGCCAGCAUCUCCCACCUAGAUCCCUGAUACAGCCACCAUAACUUGCCUCUUCCUGGCCUUUCUGUACCCAGAAACCAAGAUGGCUCUUUCAUGUUACUUUCCUGCUCAACUCCCUCCGCAACUUUCUGUGCCUUCAGGACACAGUCCCGCUCUUCAGUGGGAGCUCAAGGCCUCCACGGUCUGGCUUCUCCUUACCUCAGCACCCCCUUCCCUGCCCCAACCCUCUGCAUCUCAGUGGGCCACACACCUCUGUCACUUGUGCCAAGUUAUCACCUCCUUCUGAAAGUCUCCCCAGGUCCUGGUAUCUUCCACACCAUCUGAGAUUGCCUGCUCUUCCUUGGGCCCCUGGAGGGAAGGUCUGCUCCGCCAUAUUGGCGCUGAGUGCUGUUCAGCUUGGGCCCAGCACCCAGUACCCAAGAGGUGCUGAGCUGAACUGAACCCUGGAGGUCACUGCCACUUGCAGCUCUGGAGAGCUCAGUCCUGGGAGCUGACUGCCAAGGGAAGGACCCUCUGACCUAUUCUACUGGCAUCAAGCCUGCCACCGGUAACUGGUGCCCUUACCAGAAGUCUAGGCUGGUCACCUAUGUAGCUGCUUGCAAAAUGGAGAAAUUCCUCGUCCACUCGCAGCAGCCAUGUCCACAGGAGACUCCGGGCUGCCAGAAAGUCAAAGUCAUGUACCGCAUGAUACACAAGCCGGUGUACAAGGUCAAGCAGAAGGUUCUGGCCUCUGUGGCCUGGAGGUGCUGCCCAGGCUUUUCGGGCCCUGACUGCCAGCACCACGAUCCCACGGCAAUCCUUGAGCCUGAAGAUCCAAGUGAUGGCUUCCAGGAGUCUUGGGAAGGGCCAGCCGGCUUUGAAACCGGCCACCCAGAUGUGGAGACCGGCAACACCAUGGUGCUGCAGGAAGACCUCCAGAAUGAUAUUCACCAGGUGGCAGACAGCCUCCCAGGCCUGAGGAAGGCCCUGGAAAGCAACCUCACAGCUGCGACCAUGGAGGCAAAUCAGACGGAGCCUGAGUUCCGCGGCAGAUCCCCGGAGCAGGUGCUACUGCCCCACAUGGACGCCUUCCUGCGAGAACAUUUCAGCCCCAUUUGGAGGAGCUUCAACCAAAGCCUGCACAGCCUCUCCCAGGCCAUCAGAAACCUCUCUCUUGACGUGGAGGCCAACCAGCGGGCCAUCAGGGGGGUCCGGGAGAGCACCGUGGCCAGGGCUGACUUCCAGGAGCUCGGCGCCAAAUUUGAGACCAAGGUGCAGGACAACGCCCAGAGAGUGGGACAGCUGCGGCAGGAAGUGGAGGACCGCAUGCACGCGCAGCGCCUCUCCCUGCAGCAGUCCCUCUCCGAGGUCCACACCGAUGUGGACGCCAAGCUGAAGCGGUUCCUCAAGGCCCAGGGGGCCGUGGGCGCCAACGGCAGCCUGGUCCCCGUGGCGGCGGGGGCGGCGGCCAGGCCCGAGCCCGAGAGCCUGCAGGCCAGGCUGGGCCAGCUGCAGAGGAACCUCUCGGCGCUGCACAUGGCGGCCGGCCGCCGGGAGGAGGAGUUGCGCGACACCCUGGCGGACAUGCGGGCCACCCUGGCGCAGCACGUGGAGGAGAUCAAGGAGCUGUACUCGGAAUCCGACGAGACCUUCGAUCAGAUCAGCCAGGUGGAGCGGCAGCUGCUGGAGCUGCAGGUGAACCACACGGCGCUGCGCGAGCUGCGGGUGAUCCUGAUGGAGAAGUCGCUGAUCAUGGAGGAGAAUAAGGAGGAGAUGGAGCGGCAGCUCCUGGAGCUCAACCUCACCAUCCAGCACCUGCACGGCGCCAACGCCGACCUAAUCAAGUACGUCAAGGACUGCAACUGCCAGAAGCUCUACUUCGACGCGGACGCCGCGCGGCCCCUGGAGGAGGCGCAGGUGGGCCUGGACGAGCGGCGGCAGCCCGAGGGCUCGUCCCUGCAGGCCCUGAGCGGCGCCGUGGCCGCGCUGUGGCGCGCGGUGGACGAGCGGCGGGAGGAGGGCGAGCGCGCGCGGGCCGACGCGGCGCGGCUGCGGAGCCAGCUGCGGGCGCUGGACCGCGAGGCGAGCGCGCUGCGGGCGGCGCACGGGGAGGCGCGGCGCGAGCUCGGCCAGCUGCACGGCUACUUCAAGGCCCUGCUGGACGACGCGCUGCGGCACGAGGCCGUGCUGGCCGCCCUUUUCGGGGAGGAGGUGAUGGAGGAGAUGUCCGAGGAGGCGCCCGACCCGCUGCCGCUGCGCUACGAGCAGAUCCGCGCCGGCCUGCAGGACGCCGCCAGCGGGCUGCAGGAGCAGGCGCUCGCCUGGGACGCGCUGGCCGCCCGGGUGGCGGCCCUGGAGGCGGCGGCGGGGGUGGCCGGAGGGCGGGUCCCGGCCGGGCUGGCGCAGGAGCUGGAGCGCCUGGACGCCGACCUCCAGCGGGUGGGCCGCUGCUGCGAGGCCUCCGGGGCCUCGUCCCGCAACGGCUCCCUGGAGGGCCUGCAGGAGGCGCUGUCCGCCACCCAGCGCGACUUGGAGCAGCACCAGCGCCUCUUCCACAGACUCUUCGGAAACUUCCAAGGGCUUUUGGCCGUCAACGUCAGCCUGGACCUGGGAAAGCUGCAGGCCACGCUGAGCAAGAAAGGGAAGAAGCACCAGAAAGAUCUAGAAGAUCCUCGGAGGAGGGACAGGAAGGAAGCAGAGCCUGGGGCGGAUGCGCGUAUCAAAGGGCUGGCGCUUUGGGAAGCAGGCUCCCCUGUGGCCUUCUAUGCCAGCCUUUCGGGAGGGACGACCACCCUGCAGACAGUGAAGUUCAACACUACUUACAUCAACAUUGGCAGCAGCUACUUCCCCGAACAUGGCUACUUCCGAGCCCCCGUGCGUGGGGUCUAUCUGUUUGCAGUGAGCAUUGAAUUUGGCCCAGGGCCAGGUACGGGGCAGCUCGUGUUUGGAGGUCGCCAUCAGACCCCUGUCGCUUCUACCGAAGAGCGGAAGGGCGGAAGCACAGCAACAACCUUUGCUAUGGCCGAGCUGCAAAAAGGCGAGAGAGUGUGGUUCGAGUUAACCCAGGGAUCGGUAAUACCGAGGAACCCGCCAGGCACGGCGUUUGGGGGGUUUCUCAUGUUCAAGACCUGAACACUGGACACAGCCCCGACCACACGUGGCAGGCUCGCCCAGCUCUCCUUGGCCUGGAGCCCUGGCCAGGGUUGGUCUGGAGACAGACCAUCCAGUUGGUCCAAUCCUUCCUGGAAAACUUUUGCAAAGACAGUGUGGUGUACGCGGCCUCCCUCUAGAUGUACUGGGUUUCGCUAUUUCUUAUGGACAGGAAGCACCGGGAUACUUCUCUCUGGGCAGAGCCUGGCCCCAGAAGUGUGAGUGUUAGCUUGCCGCGGCCUCCGAGGCCACGUGGCUUGGACCCUGGCUGGCUCUUUGCCACACCCCGUGUCCUACAGCAUCAUUGGUGUGUUGCUCCUCCCGUGGUUGGAAACUUUAAGUCUUUCUCCCACUUCUCCCUAACCGUACGCUAGACAACCAUUCUUUCCCAGAAGGAGUAGGUUCAAAAUGGAGGUGACGUUUUGGACAAUGUUGGAAACCACUCUCUACCCACUUCGGGCCAGUAGGAGAAAACCAACCAGUUUGGCCUUGAUUAGACAUGGGGACAAAGGAACACUGAGUGACCAAAGGAACAAAAUUAUUAUAAUCUUAGUUUCAGUCCUUCCUUGAAUUUAUCUGUAACCUUAAUUCACUUCUUUUUCUCCUUGCUUCCAGAAGAUCAAGGCCAAGGCAUGCCAGACAUGAACUAAAGUGUGUACAAUCUUCACUUUUUUUUUUUUUUUUUUUAACUUCCUCCACUGGCUCAUGAUCACCCUGAUUCUUAUUAGCAUCUCUCACCCAGGAGGAGGCUGAGGGAGGAAGUGAAGGAAGAUUGUCAAUAUCUUCCUCAGUCCUGAUCAGCUCUGGAAUAAAGCAAUGCCCUUCACCUCU
Messenger RNA from Hyaena hyaena (striped hyena), 4622 nucleotides. It is a transcript of the gene MMRN2, whose product is annotated as multimerin 2. The record is from RefSeq and is a predicted model, not a curated record. The coding region runs from base 1266 to 3773 and encodes 835 amino acids. Lineage: Eukaryota; Metazoa; Chordata; Mammalia; Carnivora; Hyaenidae. Gene Ontology annotation, biological process: negative regulation of vascular endothelial growth factor receptor signaling pathway; negative regulation of cell migration involved in sprouting angiogenesis. Gene Ontology annotation, molecular function: protein binding. The transcript is spliced from 7 exons.